Cajanus cajan (pigeon pea) is the source of this 565-nucleotide messenger RNA. RefSeq names its product copper transport protein ATX1. The record is from RefSeq and is a predicted model, not a curated record. NCBI's taxonomy places the organism in Eukaryota, Viridiplantae, Streptophyta, Magnoliopsida, Fabales, Fabaceae. Gene Ontology annotation, molecular function: metal ion binding.
UCACACUGUGCCUAAGUCACCCUUUUCUUUCUUCUACUUGCUCCAGGCUUCUAACAUCCUACACAUUAAUUUUGUAUCAAUUCUCCACAUAGAGAUAAUUAGAAUGGCCAAUGUAGUGGAAGUGAAGGUUGGUUUACACUGUGACGAGUGUAUCAAGAAAAUUUUCAAGGCCAUCAAGAAGAUUGAAGAUAUUGAGACGUAUAACGUGGACAAACCGUUGAAUAAGGUCAUCGUUACAGGCAAUGUCACAACAGAAGAAGUGAUUAGAGUUCUUCAGAAGAUUGGCAAGAAUGCAACCCCAUGGGAAUGUCCUCAACUCCAACCCAAUUGCUGAAUUCACAAUUCCAGUUACCAAACAUAGCCUUAAAGUUUUCUUUACCUCAAGAAAAGAAACACACGAUUAAUAAGGAGUGAAAUUAUAUCGUAUAUGUAGAGUUUGUCGAGGUAUAAUUAUAUAUCUAACUAUUUUAAUUUGUAAUUUUUGACCUUAAAUCUUCGAAUGAAAGCAUCUGAUGGAGUGACAUAAAAUGAAAUAAGAGAUUGAUGAGAAUAAUGAUUCGAUUUA